CUUCCCCACCAACUCCAUCAACUAUUCCCGAUGCCCAGCGAUGAGAAAGCGCCGGUGAAGCUCUCUCUUCCUCUUGAAUUCCAGCAAGACAUCUUCAAGGAACUUCGUGAGGAAGAUGAGCUCGUACUCCUCGCCCGCGGCCUGGGACUCCUCCGCAUCGUAACCAACCUCUUGCACUCUUACGAUGCCGCCGGGAACAACUUGAUUCUGCUCCUCGGAGCUGAUGAGCGAGAGAACACAUGGAUCGGCGAAGCGCUGGCGGAGCAUGCCGCCAUCAGCAUGUCUCCAAAGGCCAGAGGACUCAGCUUGGUCAACACCGACGUCAUGAGCGUUGCGACGCGGGAGAAAAUGUACGCCCAAGGAGGGGUCUUCAGCAUAACCUCGCGGAUUCUGAUUGUAGAUUUCCUGUCGAAUCUGCUGAAUCCGGAGAUCGUGGCGGGGAUCGUGGUGCUGCAUGCUGAGAGGGUUGUGGCAACGUCCCUUGAGGCGUUCAUAUUGCGCAUCUAUCGUCAGAAGAAUAAGAGCGGGUUUCUGAAGGCGUUUUCGGACAGCCCGGAACCGUUCACGUCGGGGUUCUCGCCGUUGUCGAAUAUGAUGAAGAACUUGUUCUUGCAGAAGCCGUCGCUGUAUCCCCGGUUCCAUCUCUCGGUUGCGAAGUCGUUGGAGGGUCGGAAGAAGGCGGAAGUCAUUGAACUGGAGGUUCCGAUGACGAAUGCUAUGAAGGAUAUACAGCUCGCCGUUCUUGAGUGUGUCGAGGUUAGCAUCAGCGAGCUGAAGAAAGGCAACUCGGGCAUAGAAAUGGAGGACUGGACACUAGAUAGUGCUCUGCAUAAGAACUUUGAUACUAUCAUACGAAGGCAGCUAGAUCCUGUCUGGCAUCGGACAAGCUUCAAGACCAGACAGAUCGUGCGAGAUUUGACGCUUCUUCGAAACAUACUAGGAGCUCUUCUCACUUAUGACGCCGUAAACUUCAACCGCUACCUAGACACAGUCCUCGCCGCUUCUCAGCCUCCGCCUGGAUCUAACAAGCAAACCCAAUCUCCUUGGCUCUUUCUAGAUUCCGCGCACACGAUCUUUGAAACCGCGAAGCGACGGGUGUACGCAGGCAAACUGACCAACACUGAUCUAGCUGCUAAUCCGAACGCCGUACCGGACUCUGUGCACCCGGUUCUCGAAGAAUUCCCCAAAUGGGCACUGCUUGCUGAGAUCCUGCAAGAAAUUGAGCAAGACACGUAUCUCAAUCCAAUCAUUUAUGAUGGAUCAAACGGAUCGAUUCUGAUCAUGUGCGGUGAUCAAGGGACCUGUCGCCAGCUUCGCGAGUAUCUUCAAACAAUGUGGGUGAAAGUAGAGGCGAACGAUGACGGAGAAGAAAAUGGGGAUGAUUCUGCCCCAUCAGGUUCCUUCAUGAUGCGUCGAAGGCUUCGAAAUUAUCUCGCCUGGAAGAGAGAGUUCGCCAAAGUUAGCAAUGCGCUUUUUUCGGAGAACGAGAAGGCAAUCAACGGCGCGACCGAUCAAAGGGGCGGUCAAAGUAGCAGCAGAGGCAAGGCACCUCCUAACAAGCGUCGCCGAAUGCGCGGCGGGGUUACGACCUCCGGCGAUCGAUCGGCUACCGGAGCUCUUCGUACGGCUGGAGAUCGAGAUGCGCAUCUUGCCAGCUUGAUGGCCGAGCUCCAGCCCACAGAGAUAGAAAAUCUGCAGAAAGGAGAGAUUGCGUCUGAUCCCCUUGACGAUAUGGAAGAUUUCUACGAGCUCUUCGACAUGAACGAGCUUGUCGUGGUCCAUCCGUACGAAGGUGACAUGGAUGAGCAUGUCCUCGAAGAAGUCAAACCCCGAUAUGUUAUAAUGUACGAGCCAGACGCAGCAUUCAUUCGCCGGAUAGAAGUCUACCGCAGCUCCCACAGCGAUCGGAACGUCAAAGUCUACUUCAUGUACUACGGCGGUUCGGUCGAAGAGCAGCGCUAUCUCAGCGCUGUUCGCAGAGAGAAAGAUGCCUUCACCAAGCUGAUCCGCGAGCGUGGCAACAUGGCCAUCACCCUCACGGCCGCUACCAUGGAUCCUCAGGAAUCCUUCCUUCGCACCAUCAACACGCGCAUUGCCGGUGGUGGUCGACUCGCCGCCACUGCCACUCCACCACGCGUCGUCGUCGACGUCCGCGAAUUCCGCUCCUCGCUCCCAUCCCUCCUUCACGGCCAAAGCAUCGUCCUCGUCCCAUGCAUGCUCACAGUCGGCGACUACGUCCUCACGCCCCAGAUCUGCAUCGAGCGCAAAAGCGUCCGCGAUCUCAUCUCCUCCUUCACCAACGGGCGGCUGUUCAACCAAGUCGAAGCCAUGACGGAGCACUACAAAUCCCCCAUGCUGCUGAUCGAGUUCGACGCCAACAAAUCAUUCACGUUGGAGCCAUUCGCCGACUUCGCCUCUGCGUCGAACCAAGGCGCGAAUGCUACCCCAGACCUGCAGUCUAAGCUCGUGAUGCUGACGCUCGCGUUCCCGCGCCUGCGCAUCAUCUGGUCCUCGUCGCCCUACCAGACCGCCGAGAUCUUCUCGGAGCUGAAGAAGCUGCAGGACGAACCGGACCCCGUCAAGGCGGUCAGUCUCGGGCUCGAAGAUGGCGAAGACGCUGAGGCCCGGACGUUUAACCAGUUGCCGCAGGAUAUGCUGCGGGUGGUGCCGGGCGUCAACGAGAAAAACCUCGUCAGACUGACGCUGCAAGUCGGCAGUUUGUUUGAGUUGGCGAAUAUGGACGAGGAGGAGAUUGUGGGUAUUGUGGGGAAAGUGGCGGGACGGCAGAUUUGGCGGUUCUUUAACCGGAGUGUGUAUGAUGAGUGAUGAAUGAAAUGUAGGUUUAGGGAAGGGUUUGAGAUGAGUAUUUCAGAGUAAAUGCCUUGGAGUAGGUCUGUGUAACCUUGUCUACUCCUAUAUGAAGGGCCUUGAUGCAAGCUCGCAAAUCCGAUUUCAGAACGUCUAAUAUGUACCUUGGAGAACUUGCCCUCCUGCCGGAUUCUGCUGGCCUAUUCGGAGCACCCCUGACGUCGGUAUCUUGGUUGAAUGUUGCGACUUUGCAAGAGUCUGAUAUACACCUUCCAGCUCGUCACCGCAGCGUUAGAGUCGCAUUUCCUCCCUGGGGCACGCUUGACACUGCCAACUCGCUGGAAGAAUACAGUAAUUUGUAGUCCAAUAUGUACCUUUCGAUCCUUC
Messenger RNA from Mytilinidion resinicola, 3195 nucleotides. Its product is annotated as DNA repair protein. The transcript is spliced from 3 exons. Gene Ontology annotation, biological process: nucleotide-excision repair involved in interstrand cross-link repair; double-strand break repair via single-strand annealing, removal of nonhomologous ends; resolution of meiotic recombination intermediates. The coding region runs from base 31 to 2826 and encodes 931 amino acids. NCBI's taxonomy places the organism in Eukaryota, Fungi, Ascomycota, Dothideomycetes, Mytilinidiales, Mytilinidiaceae. Gene Ontology annotation, molecular function: damaged DNA binding; single-stranded DNA binding; single-stranded DNA endonuclease activity. Gene Ontology annotation, cellular component: nucleotide-excision repair factor 1 complex. The record is from RefSeq and is a predicted model, not a curated record.